Betta splendens (Siamese fighting fish) is the source of this 3470-nucleotide messenger RNA. Its product is annotated as phosphoinositide 3-kinase regulatory subunit 5-like. Gene Ontology annotation, biological process: positive regulation of MAP kinase activity; G protein-coupled receptor signaling pathway. The record is from RefSeq and is a predicted model, not a curated record. The transcript is spliced from 16 exons. Bases 94 to 3081 code for a protein of 995 amino acids. Lineage: Eukaryota; Metazoa; Chordata; Actinopteri; Anabantiformes; Osphronemidae. Gene Ontology annotation, cellular component: phosphatidylinositol 3-kinase complex, class IB. Gene Ontology annotation, molecular function: 1-phosphatidylinositol-3-kinase regulator activity.
GUGUGUGUGUGUGUGUGUGUGUGUGUGUGUGUGUGUGUGUGUGUGUGUGUGUGUUUAUGCGUGUGUGUGUGUGUGUUUGUGUUUUGUGUGUGUAUGCGUGUGUAUGUGUAUGCGUGUGUGUGUUUGUGUAUGCGUGUGUUUAUGCGUGUGUGUGUGUGUUUAUGCGUGUGUGUGUGUGUUUGUGUUUGUGUGUGUAUGCGUGUGUGUGUUUGUGUUUGUGUAUGUGUAUGCGUGUGUGUGUGUGUGUGUGUAUGCGUGUGUUUAUGCGUGUGUGUGUGUGUUUGUGUUUGUGUGUGUAUGCGUGUGUAUGUGUAUGCGUGUGUGUGUUUGUGUUUGUGUAUGUGUAUGCGCGUGUGUGUGUGUGUGUGUGUGAUGCCUCCACAGAUCAUGGAGCAGAGCUCGUGCACUGAGGACCGGAUCCAGCACCUCCUGGAGCGCUGCCUCUGUGACCUGGGCCUCAACACUCCAGACAAAGCUCUGUGGAACGCUUCUUUCUGGACGACGCCGUCGUUAUUUCCACUGAAACCCAGUGAAGAGGGAACUGAGCCGAGGUUCUGUUCUGCCUCUGCAGCCGGGCUGUGCAUAGGUCGCUGGUGUUUGGAGGAACUAGUGAAGAGAGAUCCCAACCACUUCCUCAUCCUCCUGCAGAAAAUACUGAUGAAAACAAAAGAGGUUCUGGAGCGAUGUCAGUACGAGCUGGUGGUGCCGCUGUGCCUGCUCUUCUCCUCCACCCUCCUCAGUGCUCCGUAUGUGGCUCCUGAAUGCGUGGUUCUGCAGGAGGCCUCCAUCUUGUUCCGCCGCUUCCUGUCGUGGCCGGACCCCUGCUGCUCCGCCAGCAAACACCUGCUGCUGGUCAUCCAGCAGGAGCUCAGGGCUCCAGGCAUUUCCUUUCAGAGGCUAGUGAGGGCAGAGCAGGGAGCGUCCCCGGGCAUCCUCGGCUCCAGAACCAUAACAGUGCUGUUGCUGAACCCAGAGGAAGACGUCCCCCCAGAGGUCCGGUCCGUCUCGGACCAGCUGAGCGGCUCCCAGCAGUCCAGCUCAGAUGUGGCCAGCACCCUGAUCCAACACGGCCUCCAGGCGGUUCUGGGCGCCAAGCAUGACCCGCGGGCGCUGCACGCCGUGCUGCAGACCAAGCGGGCCGAGGAGCUGGAUCAGCUGCUGGAAGCAGUGACUGAGAGCAUGGAGCGGGCAGCGUCAACGGCGGAUCCACACGCAGCCAGACGGGCUCUGUCCAGCAGCAUGGAGAGAAUCAGAGGAAGCCUGGUUCCGGCCGACAGAACCUCAGACCCUGGGGCCGUGGAGACCUUCACACUGCCCUUCCCUAAGUGCCACACCUGCUCCUGGGAGAACGACACCUUUGGUACCUGGUUCUUCUCACUCAUUCGCUCGGAACCUGCUGCUUCCUUAACGCGCGGCGUGUCUGCAGGUGUUCUGUCCGACAUCCUGACGAGCGACCUGGACUCACUCGCCGACUGCUUCAGUAAAGCAGAGCUGGACGAGGACGACGUCCUAGACACCAGUGUAGACGAGGAGGACGAGGCGGAGGCGCCCGGAGCGGACCUCCAGAACCAUCGCAUCUCUACCACCUCGUCCUCCUACAGGGACUCCACGCUUUCCGGCUGGUCGGUUCCGACCACUUCUUCAGGCGUGGAGAGCGACUUCAGCGAAGACACGGAGGAGAGACCGGACCGACAGCCCCGGCUCCGGAGGAAACCCAAAAAGAAGUCCCGAUCCCUGCUGGGCAUCGAGCGCUUCUCCAUGCUCUUCAAGACCCCACGCAGCCCCAGCGCCUGCCGCCGGGCCCAGAGCAUGGCCUACCACAGCAUCUCCUGCCAGGACGCCCACGGAACCAGGACCCAGACCAAACCCGGCAGGUGGGCCCGACCCAGACAGGUGCACCCUCUGCAGCUGCCGCCGGCCGCCUUCCCCCAGAGACACGUGUGCGUCCGCAGGAGGCCCAUCCUGAGCUGCAGCGACCCGGAUGUGGCGGCGCCGCCCACCCUGGUCCGGGUGGUGGUGUUCGGGGGCGACAGAGAGGCCGGCAGGCUGGCCCGGGCCUACAGCGACCUGCAGCAGAAGGAGAACAAGAGCCCGCGGCUCACCAAGAUGUGCAAACUGCAGUUCUACUUGGUUCCCAGCAGGAGGAGAACCCCUGGAGGUCCGGCACCCACGGAGGGCCAGGCAGGAGGUUCCACCAAAGCGUGUGCGGACUCCAACGGCGCCGCGCUGGAGGACAGCACCGCGGACGUAGCCCAGAUGCUGGGGAUGCUGGACCCCUGGUACGAGAGGAGCAUCCUCAGCCUGCUCAGCCUGCCCCCCCACGUCCUGGGUCAGAGCGGCUCCAAGGACGGGGACGUCUCUGAGGCCGGCGCCAGCGACGAGCGGCUCCCUCUGCUGGCCGACAUGAUGCUUUACUACUGCAGGCACGCACAGCAGCCGGUUCUGGUCCAGCUCUACCGGGCCGAGCUGACGCUGGCUGGAGGAGACAGGAGGACGGAGGUGUUCGUUCACUCGCUGGAGCUGGGCCACUCUGCAGGAACCAGAGCUGUUAGGGCCAUGGGUGCUGCCAGUAAACGGUUGGGGAUCAAUGAAGAACGUGAAGCCAUUCCUUUAUCACUACGUGUUGCCUACAGCAAGGUGGCCGUGAGCGGGAGGAGUCGGUGGACGGAGGGAGAGACCGUCUGCACCUCCAUCAAUGUCUUCAAAGCCUGCAGGAAGCCGGAGCAGCUGGGUUCCAGAAUAGAAAGUCUGCAGCUGGUGAUGACUGAAGUGGUGAAGAGGCAAAGCUCCAAGUCCAAGAAGUGCCACAACCAGCACAUCUCUGUAACAGAGAUAAAGGUGGACAAGGUGAAGGUGGACGCGGGAGAUGACGGGACCACAUUCGCUGUGUGUCUGGACCAGGAUGAGAAGAAGUUCAUCCAAAGCGUCACCAGGUGUGAGGUGUCUCUGUGCUGUAAAGCCGGCAGCAGCUCAGACUGGAGGACCUACCAGGCGCUGCCGGGCCAAGUGCAGCCUCUGCACCCGUCCUACUGCUCCCUGCUGUGCCUGCCCAUCACCUGCUUCUCUGCCCCUCAGGCCUGAGCAGCACCAGAACCCUGGACACGAUCGGAGCCAUGAGCGGCCGGUAGAGACGACCCGGAGCACGAGGCAGCGUCGAUGCUCCAUAGGACGAGCUUCACUUCACUUUCAGAGUAAAAGAAAGGAGUCUGUGACCAUGAGAGACGAGAGAUUAAUGAUCUGACAUUCAGUUUGUUUGAUUCUUUGCUUUGGUUCUUUUCUUGAAGCGCUGCUGAGUCCAUUCUGUUUGUUCUUUGAUCCAUCACAGUAAAAUUAAAAGUAAGUGUUUAAUGAAGAUAAGCUAUUUAUUUGAUGCUGGUGGAAAUGUUUUAUGUUUUUUUAAAUUUCCUGUAUUUCAACGUGUUUUUAUACGAGACUCAACUGAAAUAAAAGGAACCUUGUUUUUCCUGAGA